AUGCGUUCACUUGCCCUCCUUUUUGUCGCGGUGUCCGUCACCUGGGCUGACUUUUCACCUCUCUCCAUGGAGAUGAUAACGGCUAUCAACAAGGCCAACACCACCUGGAAGGCAGGGCAGAACUUUCAAAAGGUUGAUAUCAGCUAUGUGAAGGGGCUGUGUGGUACCAUACUGAAUGCAGCCAACGCACCAAAAAUAGUUCACGACAUUGAAGGCAUAAAACUUCCAGACAGUUUUGACGCACGCCAGCAGUGGCCCAAGUGUCCCACUGUCAAGCAGAUCCGAGACCAGGGCUCCUGCGGGUCCUGCUGGGCCUUUGGGGCAGCUGAGGCAAUAUCGGACAGACUAUGCAUCCACAGUGGUGGGAAAAUCUCUGUGGAGAUCUCAGCAGAAGAUCUUCUCUCCUGCUGUGAUGAAUGCGGGAUGGGGUGUUUUGGUGGCUUUCCCUCCGCUGCUUGGGACUUCUGGGUAAAGACGGGCCUUGUGACCGGCGGCCUCUACAACUCCAAAGUGGGCUGCCGUCCAUACUCCCUGGCCCCGUGUGAGCAUCACGUCAAUGGAACGCGUCCUCUAUGUCAGGGCGAGGAGGACACUCCCAAAUGUGUGGAGCAGUGCAUUGACGGGUACUCGCUGUCUUAUCCCAAGGACAAGCACUUUGGAAGACGGGCGUAUAGCGUCUCUUCCAAGCAGGAGCAGAUCAUGAAGGAGCUUUACGCGAAUGGACCUGUGGAGGCUGCUUUCACUGUCUAUGCGGAUUUUCCUCUGUACAAGACUGGUGUGUACCAGCAUGUGACAGGGGAGAUGCUGGGGGGCCACGCCAUCAAGCUUCUAGGCUGGGGGCAGGAGGAUGGGACACCUUACUGGCUGGCAGCCAACUCCUGGAACAGUGACUGGGGGGACAAAGGUUUUUUCAAGAUCAAGCGUGGAAGUGAUGAAUGCGGGAUCGAGUCGGAGGUGGUGGCAGGAAUCCCGCUCAACUAGAUUUUGAGAGUGAAUAUUAAGCAUCAUGAGUUUAAAAGCAUGAAUUUAGGAUACUUUUGCAC
Molecule: messenger RNA, 1043 nt
Organism: Dunckerocampus dactyliophorus (ringed pipefish)
Lineage: Eukaryota; Metazoa; Chordata; Actinopteri; Syngnathiformes; Syngnathidae
Gene: ctsbb
Product: cathepsin Bb
Exons: 9
Coding region: 1-981 (326 amino acids)
Biological process (GO): regulation of catalytic activity
Cellular component (GO): lysosome
Molecular function (GO): cysteine-type endopeptidase activity
Source: RefSeq, a predicted model, not a curated record